Molecule: messenger RNA, 1563 nt
Organism: Cataglyphis hispanica
Lineage: Eukaryota; Metazoa; Arthropoda; Insecta; Hymenoptera; Formicidae
Gene: Gclm
Product: glutamate--cysteine ligase regulatory subunit
Exons: 7
Coding region: 372-1109 (245 amino acids)
Biological process (GO): glutathione biosynthetic process
Cellular component (GO): glutamate-cysteine ligase complex
Molecular function (GO): enzyme regulator activity; glutamate-cysteine ligase catalytic subunit binding
Source: RefSeq, a predicted model, not a curated record
UUUAAGUAUCUGUGACAGGAUGAGAAUGUGCUUUAUAAUUUGCAAUUAACUCGUUAGAAAAAAAAUAUCAAGCGUUAAUAUUUAUAUAGUAUCAUAAUAAACUUGUUUAUUGUCAUUAAUAUAAGAGAGUUGAGCAAUUUAUCUGCGUUAAGAAAAAAUUUGCAAAAAAAAGUUCUCUCUCGCGCAUAACUUCACUUCUUCCUUCACAUCCACAAUCGAAGGAAAUUAUAUACUGUCAACAAUUAGUUUCAGUUUUUCUAGCGUAAAUUGAACGGUCAUGAUGACAUCAUUUUUCACCGCAAGCGUAUAAAUAUACGUACAAUUGUCAACGAGACGGAUUUGCCGCGAGAAAUUCAUAUCGGUCCUUAAAUAUGUUUUCGCAUAAUUUACUUGUCAACACCGGGAAUAUACUGUCCCUAAGCGAGGCGAAGCAAAAGGCGAGUCAAAAUUCCACGGACGAGUUAAGUGAGACAUUAAAAAUUAUCUUGAAUGAUAAGCAAAGCAAAGGAGAUGAUAUAACAUUUAUCAGUGGAAAGGAGGAUACAAGCCUACAGGAUGUCGAUAGGAAAGACUUAAAGAUUACUGUAAAAGUAUUUAUCUCUUCACCCGAUGUUGACUCGUUGAAAGAAGCAUUAGAUCAAGCAUUUAAAGCAUUAGGCACAAAUAUCAUAGAAUCUUUAGUAAUAGCUUACAAAAGUGAUGAAGAUCCACAAAAUCUGUUGUCAUCAUUAAAAAAAAUAUGGUCUGUGGUAGAGGAUUAUGUAAAAAUUGAUAAAUUAUCUAGUGUUGGAUUGAGCGAUAUUAAUACAAACACAUUCAUUGAAUUGUUUCAAUGGGCUGAUGUGAAGCCAAAUAUUGUACAAAUUAAUUUGGCUACAUGUUGCGUGGUACCACCAGCCUUGCAACAAUUCACUAAGGAAAAUGAUAUUCAGUUGUUAACACACAGUGAUCCAAGUGAAAUAUUUCCUCAAGAGAUAUUAGAGAGUAUAUUUGGCAGAACUGCUUACUUGCGUUGGCUGAUAAGAUAUCAAAUCCAUCUUAAAUGCCGUGGAAUUUUAUCAUCGAAAGGGUACUUAUUGUAUAUUAAUAUGUCAAGCUUAAAAUUUUAAUGUUGAUAGUACUGCUAAAGAUAAUUUCUAUUUACACAGCUUAAUAUGUGAUACAUAUAAUUUUAUAUUAUUCUGUAUCAAUAUGAAAUGUUUUACAUAGAAAAUUUAAUAUUGUUAAAUUUUGUGAUUAUUAGCAUUGAAUAUUUUGUACAUAAUUUUCAUAGUUUAGAUAGAGCACUGCAUUAUAUAUUUUAUAUUUUCAUCGCUUAUUAAUUAGAUUUAAUGAAUUUUUAUAUAAAUUUUUAUAAAAAAAAGGUAUAUAGAGAAGAUGCGCAUUUUUUUUAGCGAAUAUAUUAUCAAGUGUUAUUUCUUUAUAGCUGAUGAAUAAAUUAUUUGAGAAAAAUAAAUUGUAUAUAAAGCGCACAAAUACUUUGUCCGACUUUAUGCGAAAGAUGAAAAAUCGAUUAAAUUGAACUUUGUACAAACUACAUUUUUUUAAAUGUGUCGUAAAAUA